AUGGCUAGUGAACCUUCGAGCGUCACUAUAGCCAAAACAGAACCUCUUACAUGCCCUUCGUGUAAUAUAACCAUUGAGCUGACUAGAGAAGAAGCAGUACUCGCCUCUGGAAAAUAUCAUCUUCAGAAAAAACAAACUGACACUGGACAGGAUGAUGAGGAGCUCAUGGCUUCGCUAGGAUUGGUAGAAGGUGGCUCUCGUGCUGGACAAGGGAGUCAGUUGAAGCAAGUCACUAUGCAGGAUCAGGCGACAAGUAAGCAGAGCAAAUCCAUGCUCAGCACCUCCAGACAUUCUCGCAUAUAUUUAUGCAAUAACUGUUCCCACUCUCAUCUUUUAUCUAUAUCCAGAACUCCGGAAAAUCAAGCUAAUUCUAAUGAUGAAAUCCGCGCCACUAAUACACAGGAUAACUUGGAGAAUCAAUCUAAUGCAAAUAGCGGGGAUGACACCAACGUGCAAGAAAGUGAAUAUCAAUCAAGAAGAAAUUCAUCAAGAAGACGAACAUCUCCAAGGAUCACUCGUGAACAAGAAAAAUUCCAGGCCCUGUUGCAAGAAUUAUCUACGCCUGCCAAGGGAGAGAAAGCUGAAAAUGUUGAUGAGGAGGAGGAUGCUGAUGGAUCUACACGAAUAUUAUGUGUGGAUGGGGCGGGCUUAUAUGUCGAAUUAUCUGAUUUAAAGCAUAGACAUCAGACCGGAAACAAGGGAUGUGUCGGUCAGCUGUUUAUAUUAAUAGGAAGGAAAUUUGACGAAUUAGGCACAGGUGCUGGCGCGUUGGAAACGUCAGUCUUGGGAAUAUUAGAAUUAAUAGUCUUGGAUGUAUUAGAGAUGUUAGUGUUAGGCAUAUUUAAGGGUGUAUUCGAAACAUCAGUCUUGGGAGUAUUAGUCUUAGAAU
Funneliformis caledonium is the source of this 889-nucleotide messenger RNA. The record is from the annotation of a GenBank genome assembly. NCBI's taxonomy places the organism in Eukaryota, Fungi, Glomeromycota, Glomeromycetes, Glomerales, Glomeraceae.